Dunckerocampus dactyliophorus (ringed pipefish) is the source of this 3590-nucleotide messenger RNA. RefSeq names its product NIMA-related kinase 4 (gene nek4). Lineage: Eukaryota; Metazoa; Chordata; Actinopteri; Syngnathiformes; Syngnathidae. Gene Ontology annotation, biological process: protein phosphorylation. The transcript has 16 exons. The record is from RefSeq and is a predicted model, not a curated record. Bases 208 to 2754 code for a protein of 848 amino acids. Gene Ontology annotation, molecular function: ATP binding; protein kinase activity.
ACUAAAAGCUCCACUCAUGGUUUCCGGUCUUCAAAAAAAAAGAAAAACCUCCCGAUUAAGCUAGCUUCGAACUUUAACGAACACAUUCCCCAUGUUUGUAUUGGCUUUCCAGCUACGUUAUGCGCCAAAUAAACACUUCUCCUUAUAUUGGGAAUGCUGUUUAACACCCGUGUAGUCCAGCCCGGUGAUGAAGACUCCUAAGGAAAGAUGGAUAAUUAUGUUUUCAUCAGGGUGGUGGGGAAAGGGAGCUACGGAGAGGUGAACUUGGUGAAGCACAGAACAGACCGAAAACAGUAUGUCAUCAAAAAGCUAAAUUUAACCACCUCUUCGAAGCGGGAACGGCGGGCUGCAGAGCAGGAGGCGCAGCUUCUGUCCCAGCUGCGACAUCCCAACAUCGUCACAUACAGGGAGUCCUGGGAAGGAGCUGACCUCCAGCUUUACAUUGUGAUGGGCUUCUGUGAAGGUGGCGACCUCUACCACAGACUCAAACAGCAAAAGGGAGAGCUCCUACCUGAGAGACAGGUGGUAGAGUGGUUUGUCCAGAUUGCCAUGGCACUCCAGUACCUGCAUGAAAGGAACAUUCUUCAUCGGGACCUUAAAACACAGAAUAUCUUCCUGACAAAGACCAACAUUAUCAAAGUCGGAGACCUUGGCAUCGCACGAGUAUUGGAGAACCAGAAUGAUAUGGCCAGCACACUUAUAGGGACCCCUUACUACAUGAGUCCAGAGCUCUUCUCUAAUAAACCCUAUAACUACAAGUCCGAUGUGUGGGCCUUGGGUUGCUGUGUGUAUGAAAUGUCUACACUUAAACACGCCUUCAAUGCCAAGGAUAUGAACUCACUGGUGUAUCGCAUUGUAGAAGGAAGGCUGCCACAGAUGCCAAGUAAAUAUGACCCUCAGCUGGGAGAGCUGAUCAAGAGCAUGUUGUGUAAGAGGCCUGAGGACAGGCCCGAUGUCAAACUUAUCCUGCGGCAACCUUACAUCAAACGACAAAUUGCCAUGUUCCUGGAAGCCACCAAAGAAAAAACUGCCAAGUCAAGAAAGAAUGCUGUUGGUGACUUAAGAAACAACAAUGCAGCCAGUGUGGUUCCCCCUCAGCCAAAACCUGAGCGAUUAUCUCCAAAUCCUCAACCAGAACCUCUUCUCAAGUUGAAACAGAAAGAGAAAUUGCAGCACCACAAAAAUCUGAAUGGUCCCACAGAUGGCAAUCCAGUCCAGAUCACUCCUAAACCUCAUAAACCCUCCUCACCUGAUGUUCCCAAAAGCAGCAUCACACCACUGGCAACUGUAAGCAACGUCCAGAUUGACAUGCAUCCACAGGAGGAUGCAGACGUGAUAAAGAGGCAGAUGGACGCACCCCAGGCUGGGAAAAAAGAGGCCUCUCUACUUCCGACACACAAAAAGCCCCCACUGAAAUGUGUACCAGACAGAAGGCAAGGAGAUGAGAGAAAAGUAUCCAACGGAUUUGAACACAUUCAUCCACUUAGGGACACAUUUUCAGUCCCUGAGAAAAAGGCAGCAGAUGAUGAAAAGGAUGACACUAUGGAGCUCCUUAAAGAGGCUAACAUUCCAAAUCCAAAACUAGAAGAGGCAGCUUUGGAGAGCAAAACUGCACGCGUAAUCAGUAUGGAAAACACUGGGGGGAAUACGGUUAAUGAAAAUGGGAAGAGAUCUCCAGCACAACAGGCACACAUACAAGAAAGUUUAGAGUCGACAGACAAGCUGCUUGAAGCAUUGCCUCCAACUGUGAAACCUAUUGAAGAGGAGUGUGCCUUGCAAAUCAACACGCCAGGUGUAACUUCAGUUGUGAGUACCCUAGAACCAGCCCGCGUACAUCAGCACAGUGGGAGAAACAAACCACAGACACGCGUCAAUCAGGAGAUGAGUAAAGUGGCAGCUCGCAGACCUUUGCCUCCACUUCCUGUUGAAGCAGGAGCGGAGGCAAGGAAGAGAAACAAAGACACAGAGAGCAAGAAAGCUAAUGUGACCGUAACCUCAAUGUCUGUUCAUUCUUCUGGGGAUGGACCCUUCCAUAUGCCACAGGAGCGUCCUCUAUCUGCCAGAGAGAGAAGACGACUGAGGCAGUCCCAAGACACGACCUGUCAUUCAGCUGCUGUAAGAGCACCUUGUGAUGUCACCACUUCCAAGGCUCAACGUGGCAAUGCUCCUGUAACCAGUUCUAUUUCAGAUUUCAUUACCGAGACCACUAAGAGGGAAAAACUGCUGGAGCGAAGGUCAGAUGAAGAAGAGUGCGGCUCAUCCACAAGCUCCACAGAGCAUUCAGAGGGAGAUGGCAGAGAAAGAAGAGCCGAAUCCAAAGACAUGCAGGAGUUAGUCCACAUGAUGACCCAAACUUUGAGGAUGGUCGGUGGAGACGGCGCAAACGAGGUGGACAACAGCGAAUUUGGCUCCACAGCGUCACCAGAGUUCAAACUUAACAGGAAGUACAGAGACACCCUGGUGCUUCACGGAAAAGCUCGGCAGGAAGCAGAGAACUUGUCACUUGGUGAAAUUCCAAUAGGCUCCUCAUCAGGUCCAGCCAAGAUCAGGAGGGCCAUUGAGCUCCUGAGAACUGAUGUGGUGAAGGGUCUGGGCGUCAAGCUGUUGGAUAAAGUCCUGGAAAUUAUGGAGGAGGAGGAUGACAUUAAACGAGAACUGUGCCUGCGUCAGCAGAUGGGAGAUGAAAAGUAUCAAGCUUAUGCUGUGAUGGUGAGACAACUGAAAUUCUUUGAGGAGAUAGCCUUCAAGGUUUAAAGGAAAGAAAAUAAACACUUACCUUGUGACAACUUUUACCAAGAAGGCAAGUGCCAUGACGCAUCUGUUGACACUCCUGCAUACAUAAACACUGAUGCUUAUUGGUGUCAUCAUUGCACUGAUAGCAUACACAAUAAUAUAAAUUACUGUACAUGUGUUUUCAUCAUGGGUGGCCGUAUCUUGUUACUGGCCCUUGGCAUAUUCUAAAAAUAAUUGUCAUUGAGAUAUAUUAUUAGAUAUUACACUAAUUUGCUUUGUUGCCUAAAAAAAUUGCCUAUUUUGACUUAUAUAGAUUUUUUUAGCAUCUUUUAAUGCACAAAAUACAUCAGUGGCGCUUACAUCCUUCAAUUUGUCUGUAUCCAGCCCUCUGUGAAACAAGUUUGGACACCCAUUGUUUAUAUUCUCUGUUGUAGUUGAAUGUAAUGAUUAUGCCUAUGCAAACAUCUUCAAUCAUGUGAAAAGGAAUCUGUCCUUUGACUUGCUCUAGUGGAAUACUUAAUUUAUCGUGAGCCAGAAUAUCACUCUAUGUUGCAGCUGUAUUGUAUCUUUUGCAGAUACGUAUUUUUCUUUGUCUUAUACACAAAUAGACACAUUUUGUGAUAGAUAUUAACAAGGAAAAUAUUUCUGAUAAACCCUUCCAUAAACAAAUAUGUUGAACUUGUCCACUAUUUGGAAUCUGUGGUUCUUGUUUCAGGCAAGUUUUCCUCUACAUGACAUACACACGCUCACAAUUUUCAUUUUGACAUUUUAUUGGACACACAUCUAUGUCAUCACUGUAACACUAGAACUUUUUUUUUUAAAUGCUGUAACUGUGGGCUGUGAGAUAAAUCAAAAUG